This is a messenger RNA of Meloidogyne enterolobii, 726 nucleotides long. The record is from the annotation of a GenBank genome assembly. NCBI's taxonomy places the organism in Eukaryota, Metazoa, Nematoda, Chromadorea, Rhabditida, Meloidogynidae.
AUGAAAGAUUUAGGUGAAAAGCCAUCCCAUCACUUUGGAAAGUUGGACAGAGAAUGGGAAGUCUGCGCUGUGCGCGAGAUUUGUCGUCGUCUUUCAUUAGAGGACUCUUUAGAGCCAUCAGAGUUGCCGUUACCAGAUGGUGCACUUCAAUCACAAGUGCUGGACGAAUUUAUGAUUCGACAGAUUGUAGAUAUUCUUCCUCCUCGUGCUGAGGGUUAUCCUUGGGUGAAUAUAUACAGUUCUGAGAAACAUGGAUUCUCCUUAGCUACCCUUUACAGAAAAAUGUCUGAAUGGAAAGAAGAAAUGUCUCCUGUUCUUUUAAUCAUUCGCGACGUUGUUGGCCACGUUUUUGGUGCAGUAUGCUCUACCGCUCUACAACCAUUAACUCCACCACAUUAUGUUGGAACCGGCGAUUCAUGUUUACUUUUUCGCUUUACAGGAGAGCACCCACACACUAGGGAGUUACGCACAUUCCAUUGGACUGGAGAUAAUCAAUUUUUUGUUAAUGCAACCAAAGAUUUUUUGUCAAUUGGAGCUGGCGGAUUAAGCUCAAUUACCAAUUCUCGGUCGACAUGCCCUACAGCUGCUGGUCUUUGGUUGGAUGCUGAUUUGAAUAAUGGAAGGUCACAAAAUUGUGCAACAUUUAACAAUGAGCCUUUAGCUGGUGGUCUAGAAGGAGAUUUUGUAAUUCAAUUUGUUGAGGCAUUUGGUUUUAGCAUGUCUUAA